GACAACAACAUCCCAGCGUUAAAGUAACGAAUUUAUCAGAAGGUGGGAGCGAACCCACGCUUAGUUGUAUUACGGGGCGUGUGUCACAUGAUCCAAUCUACGAUAGCACCUACAGUUUAUCUGCAAGACAAUUUAAUUAUCCAUCCCAGCAACUAUUAGCUUCAGCUUAGGGCUGGUGUCGCUUGGAUCUGAGAGGGAAAAUGAAGCGGAUCCGUUGGCAAGAAGCAUCAAUAAAAGCCGUCUUCUAUAUCUCAGUUCUGUUUAAUUUAUUGAUUGACUGCAGAGUUAAAGCUAAUAUUCAGGAAGAUGUCAUAGAAAUAAUACAAGGAAGGAACUUCCAGCAUUGGAGAAAUGUAUGGAACCAAGAAUGUUUUCGGCGAUGUCGAGCAGAAUUAGGUCCACAUAUCAGCAUUGCUUGUCAAAACGACAUCUACAAGAUCAUUAACAAACGACCUCCACGCCGCCUUCGCCGGAGCACCAAUAUCUCAGUAGACACUAAUGACGUCAGGAGACCUCUCAGCCAACACCAGUUAAGACGUCAUCGACGUUCCCUCAGGUUUCCAUUUUUACUGCAGGACUCCGAAGCAUUUAGCUAUCUAAAACGGGAGCACACGAUGGUUAAACGAGGUCAAGCCGGCGGAAUCAUGGAAGAGUGUUGUUAUAUGAAAGGUUGUACAUGGGAAGAGUAUGCAGAAUUCUGUCAUUCUCAUUCCCGAUAUCAAACCUCAGGUGAGAAUGGCAACUGUCCAACUUUCUGAUUUACUGGUACUAUCUUCUACAGUACCCGUCUUCAAAUUUACAUUUUGGAUUUUCUCAAUUAAUCAUUAUUUUUGCUAUGAAUUUAAAUAAACAAAUAAAAUACGCAACAUUUUUUGGAUAUUGGAUUGAUUU
This is a messenger RNA of Octopus bimaculoides (California two-spot octopus), 891 nucleotides long. Its product is annotated as insulin-like peptide 7. NCBI's taxonomy places the organism in Eukaryota, Metazoa, Mollusca, Cephalopoda, Octopoda, Octopodidae. The record is from RefSeq and is a predicted model, not a curated record.